Molecule: messenger RNA, 2755 nt
Organism: Oncorhynchus kisutch (coho salmon)
Lineage: Eukaryota; Metazoa; Chordata; Actinopteri; Salmoniformes; Salmonidae
Exons: 13
Coding region: 1397-2755 (452 amino acids)
Source: RefSeq, a predicted model, not a curated record
GGUCUCCAUAUGACAAAUGGCACCCUAUUCCCUAUUUAGUACACUACGUUUGAUCAGAUCCUUAUAGGCCCUGAUCAAAAGUAGUUCACUACAUAGGGAAUAGGGUGCUAUCUGGGAUGCAAGCAUGGUGUAGAUUUUCCACAGGAAGUUGACUGUCCAGACAGACUCACACACCAUAUUCCGAUCUAUUCCUGAUUAGUGUAAAAUACAUGCAUAUUCUACACAGUGAUGAUGAGGAUGAUUUCCUUAUUUUGCCAUUUGAGUUAAUCAACCUCAGAGGAGAAGUAGAGUGUUUGUUUCUCAAUCCCACGCUUGACAGGAACCUCCGAUGUUUAUGCUGGGCAGGAGCAAAAAUGGGCUCCCGAUUGAAAGACUCUGGUCUACUUUAGAGGUCUAGCACUGUAUUUCUGUUCAGGUGUACCACUGGUCUACUCUAGGACAUUGAUUAUAUUAAGAGUGAAUAUCUAUUCAUGCGUACCACAGUCACCACCAUGCUAUGGAGGUCCUGGUUCAGUCUCUGCUGGAUCUAGACGUGAGGGACAGCCAGGGGCGCACCCCUCUGGACCUGGCUGCCUUAAAAAGCCUUGUGGAGUGUGUUGACGUCCUCAUCAACCAGGAAGCCUCCAUCCUGGUUAAAGACUUCACUCUGAAGAGGACCCCCAUCCACGCUGCAGCAACCAACGGACAUUCGGAGUGUUUGCGUUUGCUGAUUGGAAAUGCUGACAUCCAGAGUACAGUGGACAUUCAAGACGGAAUAGUCACUUGGGUUUUGGAUACAAUUCCUGAAAUAAAGAGAUUUUGAAACUGGGGCUGCAUCCAAAAUGGCAACCUGUACCCUACUUGGUACAGUACUUUAAACCAAAGUCCUAUGGGCUCAGGUCAAGAGUAGUGUACCAUAUAGGGAAUAGGUUGCCAUUUGGGACUCAGCCUGGUUACUACCAGUUUGUAAUAUGACCUGUUGUCUUGUGUAUCAGAACCCCUCUGAUGCUGUCGGUGCUGAGCGGACACAGACUGUGUGUACUCCCUGUUCAACAAGGGAGCAAGCGUAGAAGCCAAAGACAAAUGGCACAGAACAGCUCUACACAGAAGGGUUGUGAGGAGAGUUGGCUGCGGUGACUUUUCACGAGGAGUGCAGCACAGUGCCAGCUUCCUGGUUCGGGAAGGUAAGGGGCGGAGCCAUGUCCACCUGGUGGCGGCGUCCGGACACAUCGGGAUACUGGGGUGGCUCCUACACACCGCCCAGUCAGUGUGGACCCUCCCCGUCAUCACAGACAACCAGGGCUACACGCCACUACACUUGGCCUGCUACAACGGAGGUUCGUCAUAUGAAGGACAUUCAAGUGGAUGUGACCCCUAACCUGCAAUAGGGGCUCAGUGAGGUGACAGACAUCCUGUAAUGGAUCUCCAGCUAGUGUCUGAGGACCUGGAGAAGGCUGUGUCUACAGCUGUGGGGCAGGACAAGCAUGGGACAGACAUCCUGAACGAAUCUGAUGUCAGAGCUCCCAUCAGCCCUCUACACCUCGCUGCGGUGACUUUUCACGAGGAGUGCAGCACAGUGCCAGCUUCCUGGUUCGGGAAGGUAAGGGGCGGAGCCAUGUCCACCUGGUGGCGGCGUCCGGACACAUCGGGAUACUGGGGUGGCUCCUACACACCGCCCAGUCAGUGUGGACCCUCCCCGUCAUCACAGACAACCAGGGCUACACGCCACUACACUUGGCCUGCUACAACGGAGUCAGAGGUCAGUGGGAAUGACCUCACCCUCAUAGACCUGGGUGACCCCAUCAUUGACGGUGAUGUUAUGAAGGAAGACAGAGAGGUUGAGAGACAGACCAAGUUGGAAGAGGCUGUUCUAGAGACAGAUAUCCCAACUCUGUCACUAGAGGCUGAUGGAGAGAUUGAGAUGCAGGAGGCUGAUCUGAAGACAGAUGGCACAUCUCAGUCACAGGAGGUUGAAGGAGAGAGUGAGUUGGACGAGGCCAUUGUCAUCCCAUCUCAGUCACAGGAGGAGGCCAAAGGAGAGAGUGAGUUGAAUCAGGUUGAUCUGAAGACAUCCACAUCAACUCUGACACUGGAGGUCGAAGGAGAGAGUGAGUUGAAUCAGGUUGAUCUGAAGACAUCCACAUUAACUCUGACACUGGAGGUCGAAGGAGAGAGUGAUUUGAAUCAGGUUGAUCUGAAGACAUCCACAUCAACUCUGACACUGGAGGUCGAAGGAGAGAGUGUGAUGCAGGAGAGUGAUGAUGUAGAAACAGCCGGGCCAUCUCAAUCCCAGGAGACUGAACGAGUGGCAAAGGCUGCAGUGGUGACCUUCACUACCAUGACCCGCAAGGCUGCAGCCUCCCAGACCAGCCUCAGCAGGGGAAAGAGAAGCUACCCAGACCUACACACCUUUGUGCAGGACAUGAAGGAUGGCCAUUGGAAUCUGCUGAGUGAGAAUAUGCGUUCCGGGAUGAGCAGAGAUGAGUUUAGUGCUAGGUGCAUGGAUAUUACAAAUUGGGUAAUGGAGUCUACAUCCACUGUGGUCGUUCCCGCCCUUGACCUCACCAUGCAGAUCAGGCUCUCUGAUUCGUCAAGCUCUUCUGGAUCAGGAAGCAAUGUGGCUAGAGAAGUGACCUCUCUUGGCCGCAGCGUCAGAUUCAGCUUUCGUGGUGGACCCAGUAGACGCACCAGUUCAAGAACUACUUGCAGCACACAAACUCCCACGCCUAGUUUAGUGCUAGGUGCAUGGAUAUUACAAAUUGUCUCCUGGGAUUGA